This is a messenger RNA of Vespa crabro (European hornet), 997 nucleotides long. RefSeq names its product transcription factor BTF3 homolog 4 (gene bic). Bases 205 to 765 code for a protein of 186 amino acids. The transcript has 4 exons. The record is from RefSeq and is a predicted model, not a curated record. NCBI's taxonomy places the organism in Eukaryota, Metazoa, Arthropoda, Insecta, Hymenoptera, Vespidae. Gene Ontology annotation, cellular component: cytosol; nascent polypeptide-associated complex.
AGAGAAGCGUACACUUCCAUUUUCUCGAUCCACUCGGCGAACAGAGAGCACGUGUUUGUGUCGCCGGCAGUUUCGUUUAAUACGAAGUACUCGACUUUUUUUGUAUCUUAUCGAAAUCUCACCGUUGUUUACGCCAUUAUCACGUAUCGUGUAUAAUAUUCGAAUCGAUCGUUUAAUUAUCCUUUUCCAUAUAAUAAUAUCAACAUGAAUCCGGAAAAGUUGAAGAAGCUUCAAGCCCAAGUACGAAUCGGCGGUAAGGGAACACCCCGACGCAAGAAGAAGGUAGUACAUGCGACCGCUGCGACAGAUGACAAAAAGCUACAAAGUUGUCUGAAAAAAUUAUCUGUUAAUACUAUUCCUGGUAUAGAGGAAGUUAACAUGAUCAAGGACGAUGGUACUGUCGUCCAUUUUAAUAAUCCAAAAGCUCAGGCCAGUUUAUCGGCUAACACAUUUGCGAUUACUGGCCAUGGGGAAAAUAAACAAAUAACCGAAAUGUUGCCUGGUAUACUAAGUCAAUUAGGUCCAGAAGGUUUAACGCAACUUAAGCGGUUAGCAAGUACAGUGGCAGGUAGCGCAGUUGGUAAAGCUACGUUAGAAGAAGACGACGAAGUUCCAGACUUAGUCGAGAAUUUUGAUGAGGCAAGCAAAGAAGAGGUUGCACCAAAAAAAGAAGUCGAAGAGAAUGAUAAAGUCUCCGGUGACAAAAAAGAAAUAAUCACAAUCGACGAAAAGAAAGAGGCACCAUUAGCUACGCCCGAAGCUUAAAGAAUUUAUUGUCGAGGUAAAGCCCUAGAUUUCCUUAUUUUCUAUAGAUGUUUCCCAGGACAGACUGUUGUAAUUAAAAGUCAAGAAAUGCGAAGUUGCAUAAGCAACAAUUAAGCGAAAUAUAACUAUACACACGUUAUAAAUACUUGACAUACACUAUAAUACUGCUAUAUGAGUAACAGUUGACAAGAAAUAAAAUAGGCUGUUACAGAAAUUAAAUAUUUCUACGAAA